UUCCUGGAACCUCCAUGAAUGACCCAUCACACACUUGGUUACAGAUAUAUGGUAGCAACACCAAAGACUUAUAACUGUAGAGAUAAUUAGCCAAGUAUGGGAAAAUAUUACACCUUAAACAUUUUUAUACUGAUGUUUAACAUUAGACUUACGACUGGAGAAGUAGGCUACGUUUGGAGAAAUUGGAAACUGAUUUUACAGGGUUCUCAAUUGUGCGUGCUAAUGUGUAGAAUAUCUUCAACUUUCGCUUGUUGGAACUUGUUACCGAGAAAGUAUUUCAGUGAACGAUAAAUGGGUUAAUUCAUGUAUCUAGGAGUUUUGGAUAUAUAAUAUCAUGUCGGUACUUGGAGGUGGACGAGAAAUCGACAAAAAUUCGUGCAGUAGGCUGGUUAUCGAGAAAAUAAUCCGUUUUCCUGAAAGGAGAUUGAAAUGGAUAUUUAUAAUUCUAGCAACUUUGAGUAUAGGUAUGUGCUUUUAUGAGUCAGGUAUUAUGAAGAACAGUUACAUACCGUACUAUGAGUCUAAUUUCUCUAGUCAACAUGGACAACUUCCGAAUAAGAGUACCAGAAAUCCGAACAGAAGUAAUAUUUAUGAAGACAAGAGUUUACAAUUUCUUCUAAUGAAAAGUAAUUUGACAGAAAGUUCCGAAAUGAGGUAGGACUCGUGCUUGAAUUGUAGGACGUAGAUUAAAUGUUUUAAAAGUUCAUUUGAAGAAAAAUAUACAAUCAAGAAACGUUUCCGCUACAAACGCCUGGCACUACUACUGUUUAAAUCCAUGGGUAGCAGCAGCAGCAGCAGUAGUAGUAGUAGUAGGCUAGUAUUCACGAAUACGUUGUUCAUGCCAUACUUGUUGUGUUUUACACGGUCUGAGUGGAGAUUAAUAUUAAAUUUUCAGCUUUCAGUAAAUAUUUCAUGAAAAUAAAAAUAGGGAAUACUGUAGGCUUGCAACAAAUUAAACGCUAUCAUUAUAGAUAGCGGUCUCAGCAGAAGUUUAAAUAAUUUGUUCAGAUUUCCCAAUUUUGUGAAUUCUGUGAUAUACUGGCAUCUUUGUUCCCUACAUGCAAAAAUCAAAGUAGAACAAUCAAUGAACUAAUUCCAUUGAAAUAAAUCGAAAAUGUAUUCAUAGAGUAUAAUCACCCGUACUUAUUCAAACAACGAUAAUAAUUUUGAAAAAAGGGCAUUUCAAUGCGCAUUGUGAAGUGCGCAUCGUACCGUGGUACAAAGCUUGAAUAACUCGCACGAUUUCAAGACCCUUGGCUUUCAGGAAUUCUUGUUUUGGUACAAAGGUUAAAUAAAGAACACUAAUGAAUGAAUUCAAACGGUUUCAAGACCCUUAGCUUUCAGCAAUUUUUUUUUUCUGCAAAUGAUAUAAAGGUGUAAUUUCUGAAUAAAUAAAUGAAUAUACAUACAUAUAUGAAGGUGGGUUCUGGGUAUAUGACCAGAGAACCCAGAAGAUUGAGUGUGUAUAAAUAAAACACUCAAGCGACUGAUUUUCUUCUUUAAAUAAUAUUUUAAAAUUGAAGUCAGUGUAGUUUUAGCAAUGUUCUAUUUUGUUAUUAAUCAUCUUAAUUCAUAUUAGCCUGGUUCUCACGAGAAACUGGAAAUUGUAAACGCGUACGUGUGAUUGGUUGAUGAUAAAAACGCGCUCAACUUGAUAACCUAUAACGCUUGCUAACCGUUAGCGGUAUCCGGAUGAUGCUAACUGUUAGCGCUAACCGAUCGGGCGUUCUCACGCAGAGGUGCUAACGGCUAGCGCUAACAGUUAGCUCCCGAUCCGGAUACUAGGGCUCUUGUGAGAACCAGACUUACAAUUUCCAGUUUCUUAUUGGCCAGUGAUUCGAUCAUCAUAUUUUUGGUAUCCGGAUCGGGAUU
Anneissia japonica is the source of this 1872-nucleotide messenger RNA. RefSeq lists its product as uncharacterized. NCBI's taxonomy places the organism in Eukaryota, Metazoa, Echinodermata, Crinoidea, Comatulida, Comatulidae. The coding region runs from base 335 to 658 and encodes 107 amino acids. The transcript is spliced from 3 exons. The record is from RefSeq and is a predicted model, not a curated record.